GAGUUACACCAAAGACUUCAAGGUUAUAGAUGAAGACUAGCAGUGUAUCGAAAGAAUAUUAGUGAGUUGAAACGGUCACAAAGGUGACUGGUAUAAGCCCCUAAGUUUAUAUAGAGGGAUGACCGCUUCCUAGUCAAAUAAGUUUACUCUGGUUUCUGAAAUGAGGCGUAAGGGAUUAUUCUGUAUUUUCUGUGUCGAAUGUAUGUAUGUCUAAUGAACAAUGAAGUUGGAGCGUAAUGGCGGUAAUCGCCGGCUCUAACCAGGUACCUAACUUCAAGGGACUUCAAGACUCACGGUGAUUGGCUCCCCGCUUUACUUUAGCUAUGGAUGAUACCUGUAACCCCCCGUAGGUCAGCUAAACAGCCCCAAAAUUAGGUAAUCGACCCUCCCUAAACCUUAAAAAAUGCCCGCCGACCCGCGUCGCACACACACGCAGGACGGCCGUGGAGUAACUCCAUUCGCGAAAAUCUCCCCUCCUAAUUCUAACACUCAUUUUUUUAAUAUGACCUAAUAUGACCACAUUCCUGUCGCCGUGACUUUUCUAAACGCCGGAAAAGAUACAAUCGUUCUUAGUUGGAUACACAUAUCCAUCCUCUAAUCACAUACAGUCAAUAGUCGUUAAUACCCUCCCAACUUCGAUCUAUUCCCACAAUGGCGAGAAAAGCAACAACCAAAGUCCCCGACGCAUGGGAAGACGACGACUGGGAAGUCCAAGCCGACAAAGCCGCCGCCGCCGACGAAGAACCAACCUCCACCUCCCCACCAAACCCUCAAGCCCAGCUCAGUCGCGCCGAGCGCCUAGCCCAACACGCCGAAUCCAAUCGCAAGCUCUGGGAAUCCGCCGAAGCGCCUCCAGAAACAUUCCACUACUUAGCCUCACGCGCCGACCCGCCUCUAACCAGUACCUUCAAACCCGCGGUCAAAGUCCUAAGCCGCAAGCCCACCUCCAACCCCAACGACCUAGACGACGACGACUUAGCCUCUAAAACCCCGCAACUAACCCCUUCCGAGAUCCUCGCCAAACAACAGCGCGAGCGCGAAGAGAAACAAAGACGAUACGACGAAGCGCGCGCCAAGAUCUUCGGCGCAGGUAGUUCGAACCCAUCUUCCGGAACUUCGACACCGGGCGCUGUAACACCGCCACGGUCUACGGACGGAGGGCGGGGCGGUCCGCGGGGCAGAGGGAGGGGAAGAGGAGGUGGUGGACAUCGGUAUAAUGAGAGUCGCGAUAGGGAGGGUAGUCAGCGACCGAGUAGCCAGUCUGGCGGUGGUAAUGGGAGGGAAUUGUACGACCCGAAUUACUCACCGAAGCCUGGUUUCCAGUUUGAGAGAAGAGGUGGAAAUAACGUUGGUCCUAACUACAACAACGAUGGUGGCGCUCCAUUAUCACGACGUUCGACACCACGCGAAGAGGAUCAAAUCAUCCGCACGCCGCGAGGCCCUGAUGGCAGUGGAAGAGGAGGUUUUGGAUUCGCGAAGCGAGGUGCCAAGGGCAGCUGAAAGAAUUUUACUUUAUUUUUGGUUC
Hypoxylon trugodes is the source of this 1525-nucleotide messenger RNA. RefSeq lists its product as uncharacterized. Bases 652 to 1500 code for a protein of 282 amino acids. The record is from RefSeq and is a predicted model, not a curated record. The transcript is spliced from 2 exons. Lineage: Eukaryota; Fungi; Ascomycota; Sordariomycetes; Xylariales; Hypoxylaceae.